CUGAGAUCGAGUUACCGCCUUGCUCCUUUCAAAGCAACCUUCCAGGUCAAACUCAAAGAUAACGAUACCUUGAUCAUGUUAACACAAUUCCUUGUGGCCUCGGUUUUUUAUAUUAAUUUGUGCAGCGUCGAAUUACAUGUGCCAGGUAGCAACCCGAUCUGACGUUCUCUUCUGAGGGGAUUGAUCCCUCCUUCCUUCUUUCCUUCCAAGUGAUCCGUGGAAAAUAAUCGAAGAACCACUGACUUACCGAGAUGCAGUCACGUGACGAAGAUGAUGCCAAAUAUUUCUACAUAGUGAGCCAAUACAGCCGCGGUAGACUGGUCCUUAAUAUUCGUGAAGGCAUCAAGAGCGGAAUUCUUGAGAUCGUGAAACCAGACGGACGACCAAGUCAGUUGUGGAGAUGGGAUGACAGUUGCCGGCUGGUCAGUAAACUGGGUCUUGUUGCAGACAUCAAAGGUGCAAGUAAGAAGGAAGAAGGCACCUGUCAAGCGAGGAAAGCUCACGACGGCCUCAGCCAAAUGUGGCGAGUCGAAAAAGGAGCCAUUAGGAGCAACUUGAGUCAUCACGUCAUUGAUAGCUCACCUCCCAGAGUUCAUGUCAUAAUGAAAAACUUCGAUGAAUGCAGUGAACACCAAAAAUGGCAUUUUGUUCCAGAAGUGGCAUGGAACGAUUUCCAACUUUCACUGACAGCCAAACCCCCUUAAAAAGGCUCUCUUCUGGAAAAGUAUGGCUGAAAGUUAUCUUGACGUCAUCAUAGGAUACAGUAUUGAAGAGUUCGAGACCAGGAUUCAUAGAGCUUUUGAAGUAAUAGAUGAAUGUGCCAGCAGCCUUGAAGAGGUAACAAAGGGUGCUGGUAUUGCAGGAACGGUCGGCGGAGGCGUGGCUGUCGCCGCAAGCGGAGACGCGGUAGCUGGUAUUGUAUUAUCUCCAGUUACAGCUGGAGUUAGUUUGGGUCUCACUGUGGGAGGAACUAUCGGUGCGCUUUCAGGAUCAGCUGCGUCAUUAACAGCGAACUUGGUACACAGCCAACUUGAUGAGCGCAAUAGAAGGAAAGUCAAUGAAGCCACAGCAUCUCUCUUCUGCGCCACCUAUAGGUUUUACUCGCUAAUGGGAGAGUAUGGUAAAUACCUACAAGAAGCAGAUGAAUAUUUCGACAUGGAGACGUGCACAGAUUCCAUUGACGGAAAAGUUGUGGCAGUAAAAGAUAACACAUUUUUGGAGAUGGCCAGCGCUGGAAAGGUUGCUAAGAAAAUCUACGAUCAUGCCAAGGAAAUAAAGAGCCUUGUUGCGUUUAUUAAGGCCAAUGCUUUUGUGAGCAGAGGAGCAGAUGUCGGAAUUUCCACAAGUGCUGCUGCACCAGGUCUUACCAUUCCAGUCGUGGGCAAAACCCUUCUAACCGCUGGAUCAACUGGUGCGAAGGCUUUUUCCGGAUCUUUGGCUGUUUUUGGAGUGCUGACUGGCAUCCUUGAUAUAUAUUUAGGGGCAAAGAAAAUCGCGAAUCCCAGUGAAUUAGCGGAGGAAUUUCGCGCGUCUUCUGAAUGUUUGAGGGAAGAGGCUGAUAGACUAAUUUACGUAUACAAGGAACUCCAUAAAGAUAAAGAGUGCAAGCAGUAAUGUGACUGAAAGUAAAUGUUUAGUGUUAAGCUCUCAGUGUUGAUCAUCCCUGAUGAUGCCGUUGAUCGGCGAAAGCUCGGAUUUGUGAAACAUUUUACCUUUUACAGCAGUGUAAUGCUUCAUUCGAUUAAUUUGUAUAUAUCUCAGUGUUGUGAUCGAUACGGUUUUAUUUUCGUCAGUAGUGUGACCAAAUCUUGAUAGUGCCAUUUAGAAGUUAAACUGAAACACUAUGGUUAGCCAAAUGUUGCAAAAUUCAACAACUUGCAUAUUUUUAUUCAACAACUAAUAU
Stylophora pistillata is the source of this 1903-nucleotide messenger RNA. RefSeq lists its product as uncharacterized. Gene Ontology annotation, biological process: lipid transport; lipoprotein metabolic process. The record is from RefSeq and is a predicted model, not a curated record. Lineage: Eukaryota; Metazoa; Cnidaria; Anthozoa; Scleractinia; Pocilloporidae. Gene Ontology annotation, cellular component: extracellular region; membrane. Gene Ontology annotation, molecular function: lipid binding.